Ilex paraguariensis (yerba mate) is the source of this 156-nucleotide messenger RNA. The record is from the annotation of a GenBank genome assembly. NCBI's taxonomy places the organism in Eukaryota, Viridiplantae, Streptophyta, Magnoliopsida, Aquifoliales, Aquifoliaceae.
GAUGGUUCCCAAAGAAUUUCAAGGUUUCAAAAAUCUGAGAUCGAUACACACCUUAUACAAGAGCUAAUACUGAUAAAUUGUAAGGUGAUGGAAGAAAUCAUAAACUGGAAGGAACUAGCGGCAGGGUCAUUUGCAUUUGGAAACUUACAAAAGCUG